AUGGGGAGAGCUCCUUGCUGCGACAAGGCCAACGUUAAGAAAGGGCCAUGGUCCCCUGAGGAAGAUGCCAAGCUCAAGUCUUACAUUGAGAAACAUGGAACUGGUGGUAACUGGAUUGCUUUGCCCCAAAAGAUUGGGCUUAAGAGAUGUGGCAAAAGCUGCCGGUUGAGAUGGCUCAACUAUCUGCGUCCAAACAUCAAGCAUGGAGGCUUCUCUGAAGAGGAAGAUAGAAUCAUUUGUAGCCUUUAUGUUAGUAUUGGAAGCAGGUGGUCUAUAAUUGCAGCGCAGUUACCGGGAAGAACAGACAAUGAUAUAAAGAACUAUUGGAACACGAGGUUGAAGAAGAAGCUAUUUGGGAAGCAGCGGAAAGAGCAUCAUCAUCAACAACAACAGGCAACUCGUAGAGGAAACGCUCUAAAGCAAAUGCAACAAAUGAAGAGACCAUUAGAGAAUAAUAAUAACGCAACAAAUUAUGGGGCUGAGAGCAACAAUAUUGCCAUGUUUUCAUUAAACAACAUUCCUUAUUGGCCUCAGCAGCAGCAGCAGCAGCUCCCUUUGGGACCUCACUACAACCAGGGCAGCUUGCCAGCAUCUGAUCCAAUCAACCCGAUUGAAAAUCUGAGCAAAUUUGGAGGUGAAUCCAUGGGUGAAGAAAGUGGGUAUAGUAAUAUGAACAACAAUGCAAAUGGGUAUGGCCAUUUUUUGCCAAUUAUGCAAGGGCAAAGCAGUAACCAAAUGGUGGAGGUGGAGGUGGAGAAUUACAACAUGACAGGGUACGAGGAUCCGAGGAGGGUUUUAUGUGGUCUUGAGUUUCUGUUUGAAGAUCAUCAUCAUCAUCAGAUUUUGGGUACCAAUGGUCAUGGCUGUGAAAUGGGGUCUCUCCAGAGUUCUUCAUGCCCGAAUUACGAACCAAUAAUGCUGCAAGAUUUACCAACUACUGCUGAACAAUAUAAUGCUAAGUUUGAUGACUUGAGGAUACUAUGAUCAUGCCGGGCGCGAUGUAAAGCAAUAAAAAUUGACUCUUUACCAAUACUGAUUUGGAGGCUGCGGUUUGGAUUUUCCUUCUGA
Messenger RNA from Cucurbita pepo subsp. pepo (vegetable marrow), 1068 nucleotides. RefSeq lists its product as uncharacterized. NCBI's taxonomy places the organism in Eukaryota, Viridiplantae, Streptophyta, Magnoliopsida, Cucurbitales, Cucurbitaceae. The record is from RefSeq and is a predicted model, not a curated record.